AUGACGCAAGACAGAAAACCACGCCAAAACGGAAACAAAUGUGCUGAAUGUGGCCGAGAUUUAUCAAAAGGAAAGAAACGGAGAUAUUUUUUGAUGGCCGUUCUUUUGAUUAUUUUUGGCAUUGUUUUGAAGAAGAUCUACGAACGAAAGUUUCCAAAAACAAUCGCUAUCGGACUAAUGGAUGACUUUCUAAAACUAAGUGCGAUUUCUAACUUGAAUUUAAGCAAGAGUACCAAGGCCAAAUUAUUAUACUUAGCUGAGAUAGCAGCCAGUUCAGAACAACGAGUUGAUGAGGAACUUCCAGGCAUGAUUGCAGCCAAAAACGGCCAAAAGAGAAAACAUCCCGUCACUAUUAUUCCUGGGAUUGCCAAUAGCAACUUAGAACUUUGGAAGACAAGUAAAGAGAGUAACUCCUUUUUCAGGAAGAAGAUCUGGGGUUCACACUCGACUUUAACCUUUAUGUUACACAAUCGGUCCGAAUGGUUCAACAGCAUGCGUUUAGAUGAAGAGACUGGAAUGGAUCCGGAUGGAAUUAAAGUGCGAGCUACACCAGGGCUGGAAUCUUCUGAUUUUUCGAUUCCCGGCCUCUGGUUUUGGUGGAAGAUAGUGGAAAACUUAUCGCAUAUAGAGUAUGACGUCUCGGCUGUUCAUUUUGCUGCCUUUGACUGGCGAUUGGGAAUGGAUGAGCUAGAAGAGAGAGAUAGUUACUUUACGCGAUUAAAGGUAGAUAUUGAGCACCAAUUUAUAAUCAGUAAGGAGAAGAGUUUAAUUGUAGCGCAUAGUUUAGGGUCCUUAGUCUUCCACUAUUUCAUGCAGUGGGUAACGGAAAAGGAUAAGACUUGGGUAGAUCGGUAUAUUCAUGCUAUUGCCUAUAUUGGCCCACCCUUACUAGGUGCUCCUAAGGCCGCUUGUUGUCUUCUGACUGGCGAUGCUUUAGAUACAGCUGAGAUGGGUGUUGUGCAGUAUAGUAUUGCUGAGCUAUUAUUUGGCCGGGCGCAGCGUAAAGAACUAUUUAAGACUUGGGGAUCCGCUCUAAGUUUACUUCCAAAAGGAGGCGAAGAGUUCUGGGAAGGCGACCAGCCAGUUGAUGGUUCUUCGCAAUCUACUAUUAUUUCAACUAUUGAACAAGAUCCAGCCCAUAAGGAAAAACUACCUCUUCCCCAAGCUUUUGAACUGAUCAAAGAAACUCUUGGCACACACAAUCAGAAAUACCUUGAGCGAAUUAUUAAUCCAACCUGCAGCCAAGAUACGUGGAUAAAUCCUCUUCUUUCACCUCUUCCCCACGCGCCUAAUUUACGGAUUUAUUCAUUGUACGGGAUAGGCAAGCCAACUGAACGAGCUUAUAUCCUGGAAAAGACCCAGUCCGCUCCUCUUCUUCUUCAUCGAACCCAGUCCUGUGAGAAACAAAGAAUCUAUCGCGGAAUCUGCACUGUUGAUGGUGAUGGCACUGUUCCUCUGCUUUCAGCCGGGUACAUGGGCUAUGCCGGCUGGAAGUCCAAUAAGCUCAAUCCUUCCCGGAUCAAAACCAUCAACAAGGAGUAUACCCAUACUCCAGCCACAGCUAUUCUAGAAGUCCGAGGUGGUCCCAAAACAGCCCAGCACGUCAAUAUUCUAGGCAAUCACGAGCUUAUCUCCGAUCUGCUUCUCUUAGCCUCCGGAGGCACAAUUGAGGAAAGAAUAGUUUCUGACCUCCCAACUAUCACCAACCGACUAUCUGAAAGACAAGCCCAAAAGUAA
Molecule: messenger RNA, 1737 nt
Organism: Nematocida homosporus
Lineage: Eukaryota; Fungi; Microsporidia
Product: phospholipid:diacylglycerol acyltransferase
Exons: 1
Coding region: 1-1737 (578 amino acids)
Biological process (GO): lipid metabolic process
Cellular component (GO): cytoplasm
Source: RefSeq, a predicted model, not a curated record